Molecule: messenger RNA, 4189 nt
Organism: Cygnus atratus (black swan)
Lineage: Eukaryota; Metazoa; Chordata; Aves; Anseriformes; Anatidae
Gene: FGA
Product: fibrinogen alpha chain
Exons: 6
Coding region: 1-2295 (764 amino acids)
Biological process (GO): platelet activation; protein polymerization; blood coagulation
Cellular component (GO): fibrinogen complex
Molecular function (GO): signaling receptor binding
Source: RefSeq, a predicted model, not a curated record
AUGAUAUCCAUGAGGAUCCUCUGUGUGUUGCUCUGCCUCAACUUAGCCUGGGCGCAGGAUGGAGAGAGCACCUUUGAAAAGGAGGGCGCAGGUGUGCGUGGUCCCAGGAUCGUGGAGCACAUGCAGCAGUCCACCUGCAAGUUCGAGAAGAACUGGCCCAUCUGCGCGGAUGAUGACUGGGGUACAAAAUGUCCAUCAGGCUGCAGAAUACAAGGACUGAUUGAUGACAUGGACCAGGAUAAUAGUCACAGAAUAGACAAAAUUAGGCAGCUGCUCGCAGACAAUCAGAACAACUAUAAAACGUCCAAUCGGAUAAUUGUGGAAACCAUAAAUAUACUAAAACCAGGCCUGGAGGGUGCCCAGCAGCUUGAUGAGAAUUACGGUCAAGUGUCAGCAGAAUUGAGGCGGAGAAUUGUGACAUUAAAGCAGAGAGUUGUUACUCAAGUGAACAGAAUUAAAGCUCUGCAAAGCAGCAUCCAGGAUCAGGUGCUGGAGAUGAAGCGCUUGGAGGUGGACAUUGAUAUUAAGAUACGAGCUUGCAAAGGAAGCUGUGCUAGAAGUUUUGAUUACCAGGUGGACAAAGAAAGCUAUGACAACAUCCAGAAGCAGCUUACCCAGGCCAGCUCCAUCAACAUGCACUCAGACCUUCAAACAACCACCUUGAGCACACUGAAAAUGAGGCCACUUAAGGACUCAACUGUUCCUGAGCAUUUUAAGCUUAAGCCUCUGCCAGAAAUGCAAGCUCUGAAUGCAUUUAGUAACAUCAGGCAGAUGCAAGUGGUGUUAGAGAGACCAGAAACAGGCUCGAGUCCCUCCCGAGGCGAGACCAUCUAUCACGUGGCAGAAUCGAGGGGGGAUGGACAUUCCCACACCAGCAAAUUAGUUACUUCUCCUCAUGGGAGAGACACCCCUAGCCUGGGAGACAGAACCACCACUGUUCAUAGAUGCACCAAAACUGUCACCAAGAAAGUUGUUCCUGGCCCUGAUGGCCCCAGGGAAGAAAUAGUUGAGAAAAUGGUUUCUUCUGAUGGCUCAGACUGCUCCCACUUGCAAGGACUAGGAAAUGCUGGAGGUGAAGGAAGCAUGUACCAUUUCAGUGGGCCAGGUAGCUUCCACAACCUAGACAAGUUUUUCCCUGACUUAGAGCCCUUUCUUACCCACGAUUCUGGAUCCAGUGGCAGUAGGCACUCUAGUGGAUCUAGCACCAUUUCAACUACCAGCCGUGUCAUGGGGGCAGGCAGCAGCCACCUGGGUGCAGGAACAUCCAGCCACACAGCAUCUUACGGAGGGAAAGACAAAUUCUCUGACUUAGGAGAGGGGGAAGAAGAUGACUUUGGAGGACUCCAGUUUCAGCCUGGAUUCUCGUCUAGCGGUGCAAGUCACUCCAAGACUGUAGUUACCAGCUCCUCUUCUAGUUUCAACAAGGGAGGCUCCACUUUUGAAACCAAAUCACUAAAGACCCGUGAAAUAUCUGAGCAGCUAGGUGGGGUGCAACACGAUCAGAGUGCAGAGGACACCCCAGACAUUCAGGCACGCAGCUUCAGAGCGGAAAAAGUGAAGCAAAGGACAGCCAGCACUGGGAAAGACUGCGAUGAUAUCCGCCAGAAACACACUUUUGGUGCCAAAAGUGGCAUUUUCAAAAUCAAGCCAGCGGGAUCCAAUAAGGUUUUGUCAGUUUAUUGCGACCAAGACACCACUUUGGGAGGAUGGCUAUUGAUCCAACAGAGAAUGGAUGGAUCAGUGAAUUUUAACCGGACCUGGCAAGACUACAAGAGAGGUUUCGGCAGCGUGGAUGCCAAAGGGCGAGGAGAGUUGUGGCUGGGCAAUGAAAACAUUCACUUGCUGACUCAGAAUGACACUCUGCUUCGCGUAGAGCUAGAGGACUGGGAUGGAAAUGCUGUGUACGCAGAGUACAUCGUGCAGGUAGGGUCUGAAGCAGAAGGGUACGCCCUCACCGUGUCCUCCUAUGAGGGCACGGCUGGGGACGCACUGGUCGCCGGCUGGCUGGAGGAGGGCACCGAGUACACGUCCCACGCCCAGAUGAGGUUCAGCACCUUCGACCAGGACCACGACCGCUGGGAGGAGAGCUGUGCAGAGAUGUAUGGGGGCGGCUGGUGGUACAACAGCUGCCAGGCAGCCAACCUCAAUGGCAUUUACUACAUGGGGGGUCACUAUGACCCACGGUACAAUGUUCCCUAUGAGAUCGAAAAUGGAGUUGUCUGGAUGCCGUUUAGAGCCUCUGAUUACUCCCUGAAAAUUGCUAGAAUGAAAAUCAGACCCGUGGACACCCUGUAGAAGGACAGGCAUUUAUUAUAUGUGUCAUAACUAAAAGAUGAAAAGAUCUUUUAUAUAUAUAUGCGUGAGGUACCUUUACCCUAUGAAUGUGAAGGCAACUGGACACACAGCUCGUGGCUUACCAAAUAAACACUGAUUAAUUAUUAACAAAAUAGUUUUCAUCUUCUUUAUAAUUGAAAAACUUUUAAAGGAAAUAUUGAUUUUAAAAAGCUUUUUAUAUAAACCUUGUCUGCAACCUUUCUAUCAGUCCCUUUAUAAAACUUCAGUAAACAUCUCUCUGAUUGACAGAGUACUUCUUACUAACAUGUGUUAGGCUUUUCAACAUGCUAAACACGUUAAAGGUCAAAAACUCACAAAAUGACUAUCCCUAACUCAUGCCUUACACAGUUGUUCCAGAAGUGUGAAAAAUGACAUUUGUGCAGCAAUUUUCUAAAAUGCAGCUUGAGUUUAUCUUGAUGGUGAUUUGGAAGGGGAGUCUUGGGUAUGCCAAUAGCAGUGACAUCAGUCUACUGAAGAAAUAAGCAAUUCAAAGUGACAAAUUGUGGUGCUCUUUGGAGCAAGUCAACAGCCUGGACUCCAACUUAAUAACAUUUGCCAGACUUAAUCAUUUACUUCAGCUGAGGAGAAAAAUUCAAAAUCCAGGUGAUACCUAUAUCAAAUAUGCUGCCUCAAGUUUUAUCACAAUAAUUUAAUAUUUAAAUGUCUGCCUUGCACCUUCCUCCUGAGAACUGAAAAAAACUUUUUUUUUUUCUCUCGGGUUUAUUCAUUAUCACCAGCAUAAAAGGUUUCGGGGCUGGAUGGUAAUUUUAUUGCUGUUAGUACUGGAUAGAUGAGGAUAUACAAAGUGUACUGCUCACAUUUCUGCAGCUACAUCAUGUAUGCAGCACUAAGUUGCCUAACCUUUCAUAGGUGUUGAAAAUAGAUACUAAACCAGUUCAUUGCUCUACAUGAACACAAGAAAUAAAUAGAAUAGAAUCCAGCCAUACAAAGCCUGUAGGGCUAGAUCCCUAUUUUAGUGAAGCCAGCAGAUAUACACUUGAAACAUGCCCAGGUUUAGAUCUUUUGAAUGUGGUGUUACUAUUUUUACCUGAUCUUUUUCAUGUUUCUCUCCACUGUUAAGAUCCAUAUUUAUGGAUAAAAUACACAAGUAUUUACUCUUUUUAUUUUUUCUGUGCUUCAAUUGAGAAACAAGCAUAAGCAGAAUUGCUCGCCUCAAAUCUUACUGGUCAGCAUUUUUCACACCAUUUAACAAUAUAAUAAAAUACUGAGAAGGCUCACUUUUAGCCUUUUUUCAGGGCUUCUCAAGCACAACCACUGCAUAACAUUUUUUGAAAUUUUGCUGAAGAGCAGAGACAUCUUUACAGCCAGAUGUGUGGAGAAGUUUCUAUGCUUUUGGAAAAGUUACUUCUGCUUUAUGCCGCAUGUUUUAGUUCCCUAGCCUCACUGGAAGCCUGUCUGAGGUGACACUGAAUAUCUGCACUCAUGCAGUGUAAUGCUGCCAUGACAUCUCCUCCUUGUCCUCCUGGACUCCAGAGAUUAAAUAAACAUGAGAACUGUAAACGAGAAUUUUAGACUGCCAUCAUAAUCAGCUAAAGAAAUGUUGAAGGUGAGAAGGAUGGCCUCACUGACAAAAGGUCUUGAUCUAUACAGAGAGUUUGGUCCAAAUCACAGAUAGAAUAAACAGAUGCAUUUGGGAACAGGGAACAAACAGAUAACUGUCAGAAUAACAUUGAUACAUCUCUGUAUUGCAUUAGAUGCCUCUAAAAAAGAAGGCAAUUUGUGUUGUGUUUGCUUUAACUACCUUUAUUAUUCACAGGUAAUGUACACAUGGAUAGGAUUUAUACAAGAUGUUUUGUUUAAAGGGCUUAGCUGGUUUUAAUAAAACCUUUUCGCA